Fusarium sp. VM40 is the source of this 1662-nucleotide messenger RNA. The record is from the annotation of a GenBank genome assembly. Lineage: Eukaryota; Fungi; Ascomycota; Sordariomycetes; Hypocreales; Nectriaceae.
AUGACCACACGAGACAAGCCAGAUGAAGUUGUUACACCGACCACAUCACACGGGCUUACGUCGCAGGGGAUAGUAUCUGCGGAAGCUCACAUAUCAAGUGUAAUAGAUUCCUCUCAGCCUAGAGAUCCAGUGCUCCACGAAGAAGGACUUCAAAAGGAUGACAGUCAAUUGGCGCCAGAUUCGACCAUAUGGUUCCCGUCAAACGUAGAGACUCCCACAUACCUUUCGUGCCCCGCGGAUAUCGACGAUUUGCUUGAUACCAAUGCUAUUGAAGAUCCAUCGCCAAACGAGUAUGGAACAGAAGUCAGCCCGGUAUCGGGGAACAAUGCUGCUGAAAUUGGCGAAGAAGAUGCCCCAUCGUCAGAAACAUCGCUUUUCUCGCAUGGAGGUAACAGCACUAUGGUACGGCAACUUGACAACGUCCUAUCUGGUAGCCGACAACAGGAUUACUUAAUUAAGCAUUAUUAUAAUCACGUGGCAGCAGUUCUGCUUCCUCUGAACUACUCAGACAACCCGUUUCGAAGCAUCUAUUUGUCCACGGCGGUGGAGGGGUUAUUCCGAUACGACUCACACGCUUCCACACCGAGAGAAGUAGCUUGUACUGCACUCUAUCAGUCUUUGUUGGCAUCCGCAUCGUACCAUCGCUGGCAAUGUAACAAGCAAGAUAUGGUUUAUCAUGAGCUUGGGGCCAAGCAUCGGAUCAAUUCCAUCCAGUUAUUACAAGCUGCACUCACACAAGCGCCACCUACGGCGAAUUACCAGGCUCUAAUGCUUGUCGUACUAUCCCUUGUUACUAUAGGUGUUGUAUCUGGUGAAUGUGACGAUUUUCGAAUGCAUAUUCAAGCUGCUGCACAGCUCCGUAGCGUACGGAGUCAAUGGAGGGUUUCAAGUCGUUCUUCUCGACGACUAAAUGAGUUCGGCGCCUUUCUAGCCCUGCUGUCGGAAACCGUAUCAUCCGAGCCCUCCAUCUAUCCUUGGGGCAAUAAAGAUGACAGAGCCAUCUCUGAAUGCUCGACUCUGCACUCCAGUGAAUGCUACACAUUUACUUACGGUAUCACACCCACCAUCACACUGGCUAUCAAUGAAGUCUGCCACCUUUCCAAGCAUCUUACUCGCUUUCAAUUAGAGAGUAAGAGCUUGCCUGACGAGUUUCUAGAAGCAUGUGAAGAACUGGGUAACAUUCUUGAGGCUUGGAGAUUGGAGGACGAAGAUAUCACAGCUGUCUUUACUGGCGAUGAGAUGAGUUCGUCGGUUUUCUCUCAUUAUGCCAAGGGAUGGCAUGGAGCUGCGCUGAUCUACUACUACACUAGCAUACAAGGGAUCAAGCGUGGGGAGCUCACAAGGGUGGUUGACGACGUGGGCGAGUAUGUGAACAAGGCUGAAGAUUUAAAAUCAUUGAUGGAUAAUGCUGGGGAUGGAAUAUCUAUGGCGCCAAUUACGUGGCCAGCGUUUGUUGCAAGCUGCAAUGCCCUAAGAGAGCGACGUGGUGUAUGGGAACAAUGGUGGAAGCGUGUACAAAGGUACAAAUUGGGCAAUAUGAGCAAACAGUGGGAUUUGGUUCAGAGAAUAUGGGCUAUACUUGACAAGGCCGAGAACCAAGCGAUAUGCUUGAGUUGGGUUAAUGCCUAUAAUAUGGCAGAUUUUGAUGUCCUACUUGUGUAA